AUGAGACUCAUAGUAUAGCAAUAUUAUGGUUUUGGAUAAAAGAAGACCUUCAAAAUAGAAAUAGAUGAUAAAGACACUUCAGAUCAACUGAUUUCAGUAAUUGCAUCUAAAGUUGGACGUUAGAGUUAAGAUUUAGUUAUAAAGUGUAAAAGGGAUCAAUAUUGUGUAACAAUAAUGUAAUAUUAAGAUAAAAAUAAUAGAGGGUUGGCCAUUAGAAUUUUAUGAAUUCUUAGAAAAUUAGAAUAUUUCAGUAGAAGUAAGGGAAAAUGAAUCAGAUACAAAAUAGAAAGAAUAAAAGAGAUAAACUGAAAAAUACUUAAAUAAGUUAUUUUAAAACUAAAGAGAAAAGCCUUAAAAGUUGUCUGCAGUAUCAGAAACAAGUGAAAAUUCAGAAGAUGAAGGUAAUUCUUCUUAAUAGAAAUUGUCAAAUGCAAAAAUGGAACCAAUAUAAUCUGAUUAUGAUGAUAAAAUAUUUUAAACAGUGAAAAGUGGUAAUUUAGAAAUGUUACAACAACUUAGUUAAAAGAUAAAUCCUUAGUUAUUAAAUUAAGCAUCAUUUGGUGGAUGGAAUCCUAUUCAUUUUGCAACUUUUUUAGAGUAUAAAUUGAUAGUAGAAUUUUUAAUUUCGAAAGAUAUAGAUAUAAAUAAAGUGACAGAUGAAGGAUGGACUCCAUUAUAAAUAGCUGUACAUAGACAUAAUAUUGAAAUAGUGAAAGUAAUAUUGAAUCAUUCUUAAGUUGAUGUUAAUUUAAUAACAGAUAAGGGAAUAGCUUUAAAUUUAGCAUGCAAAUCAAAUUAGAUAAAGAUAAUAGAAUUGUUACUUUAAAAGAAUGCAGAUCCUAAAUUAUAAGAUAAAACAGAAAGAACAGCAUAUGAUUAUUGUAAUUAGGAAACAAAGAUGGCAAUAGAAUAAAUAAAGAAAAGUAAUUAGAUGAAAGAUUAAUUAAAAAAUGCUGAUGAUUUUAUACCUCCUAGACCACCAGUAGCAAGAGGAUUCAUAUAUAAAACUGGUUAGAUGAUAGUCACUUUGAAUGAGAGAUAUUUUGUUUUAAAUCCAGAUGAAGGGACAUUCAUAAGAUUUAAGAAUAUAUCUGAUUAUCCAUUAAAACCAUUGUAACAGUUUUUAAAUUAAUAUAUUUAAGAGAGAUUAUUCCUUUAAGAAGUGUAAGAAGUGUUUAAAUGACGCAGAAAGGUUUUAUAUCUAAAUCAGGAUAUUAUUAUUUUGAAUUACUUUAUUCUACAAGAAUAAUAUUAGCCUGUAAAAAUGAACAUAUAGCAAAAAAAUGGGUAGAAUAUAUUUAUAAAGCAACAGUAUAUUAUUAAUAUAUAGAAGAAAAGAUUAAAGAGUAAUUAAUUAUAAUUAUGAAAGAGGAAUUUUAGAUCCAAAUAUAAUUGAUAAAAAUAUAGAAGUCUAAAUUGAAGAUAAAAAUGCAAAGAUUCCCAUUUCUGAUCCUCCUCCAAAAUAAUUAUCACCAGAAUAAUCUAUUUCAUUACCAAGAGAUGAAGCAACUCUUAUUUAAAAAAGACUAUCAAAUCCAGAACUUAAUUAUAGAUACAGUUAAAGUCCACCAAAAAAUUAAGAAAUUGUAUAAUCAAAAUAAAUAGUUGCUUAAUCUUAAUAAUAGUUACAAUCAUCAUAUAUUGAAAGUUAGAAUGAAUUGUUAAAGGAUAGUAAAGUAACUUUUGAUUCCUUUGAAAUUAUAAAAGAAUUAGGAUCAGGAGCAUUUGGAAAAGUAUUUUUAGUUAAACUUAAAACAGAUGGUGGUAUAUUUGCAAUGAAAGCACUCAAAAAAAAAACUUUAAUUUAAUAGAAAUAAAUUAAAUAUGCCAUAACUGAAGCAAAUGUUUUAAAGUCAUGUAAACAUCCAUUCAUUCUUGGUUUACAUUAUGCUUUCCAAGUAUAUAUUUUUAAUUUAUUUAAAGACUCCAAAUUAUUUAUACUUGGUUUUAGACUAUUGUUAAGGAGGUGAUCUAUCUUAUCAUAUAGCCAAUUAAGGUAAAUUUAAUGAAGAAUCUGCUAAAAUCUAUGCUGCGGAAAUUCUUUUGGCUAUUGAAUAUCUUCAUACUAAAGAUAUUAUUUAUAGAGAUAUGAAACCUGAAAAUAUAUUAUUAGAUAUUUAAGGACAUGUUAAAUUAGCAGAUUUUGGAUUAUCAAAAGAAGGUGUGGCUGAUUAAGAUAAAGCAAAGAGUUUUUGUGGAUCCCCUGCAUAUUUAUCACCUGAUAUUCUAAGUCAAAAAGGAGCUGGAAAACCUAGUGAUAUCUAUGGAAUAGGAUGUGUCAUGUUUGAAAUGAUGACUGGUGAAUCUCCCUACUACCAUGAUGACAUACAACAAAUGUAUAAAAACAUAUAAAGUGGAACCUUAAAAUGGCCUAAGAAAAUGUCAUCUGAAGCCAAAAACUUACUUAGUGUAAUCAAAUAUUCUUUAUUUUUAGAAAAUGCUAGAAAGAGAUCCCAAUAAAAGAAUAGGCACAAAAUCUAAAGAUGAAAUCAAACAAGAUCCCUUCUUCAAAGGAAUUGACUGGGAUAAAGUUUAUAGAAAAUAAUACAAACCACCUAUUACUGACUUCUCUGAAAUGCAUGAGGAUGAUGAUCAAUAAGAUCUUGAUGGUGAUGAAUUAGGUUAUUAUGGAAAGGUUACUAUUAUUAUUUAUUUAAAUUUUAGACUAUCUUUUAAGAUUAGGAUUAUGGAUAAGAAAAUAAUAAAACCAAUAGAGUUAAGAAUUUUAGUUUUGCCACUAACUCAUCCUGAUAUAAUUUAUAAAAAAAAUGAUUAUUA
Molecule: messenger RNA, 2778 nt
Organism: Paramecium sonneborni
Lineage: Eukaryota; Ciliophora; Oligohymenophorea; Peniculida; Parameciidae
Source: the annotation of a GenBank genome assembly